AUGCAAGCUUUUGAGUGGCAUCGUUGUUUCAGAGAAGGCAGGGAAAGUGCCAAAGACUAUGAAUGCUGUGGCCGUCCAAUGACUUCACACACCGAUGAAAACAUGAAAAAGGUGUCUGCGGUGGUACACGCAAAAAGGCAGCAAAUAAUUUGCCAAAUAGCAGAAUCAGUUGGGAUUUCAGAGACCACAUGUCAGCAGAUACUGACUAAGGAUCUUAACAUGCAUAGGGUGUGCCAACAUAUCAUUCCCCGCAUGUUAAAUGUAGACCAAAAUGGAAUUCGAAUGGAAAUGGUGGAAGACUUAAUCUUGGCUGUUGACAAAGAUCCUUCCCUACUUGGCAGAAUAGUUACUGGAGAUUAG
Molecule: messenger RNA, 360 nt
Organism: Stegodyphus dumicola
Lineage: Eukaryota; Metazoa; Arthropoda; Arachnida; Araneae; Eresidae
Product: protein GVQW3-like
Source: RefSeq, a predicted model, not a curated record